Hyaena hyaena (striped hyena) is the source of this 2021-nucleotide messenger RNA. It is a transcript of the gene CUNH1orf87, whose product is annotated as chromosome unknown C1orf87 homolog. The record is from RefSeq and is a predicted model, not a curated record. Lineage: Eukaryota; Metazoa; Chordata; Mammalia; Carnivora; Hyaenidae. Bases 1 to 1725 code for a protein of 574 amino acids. The transcript is spliced from 12 exons.
AUGGAAGACUUUGCCAUGGCUGAUGGGAGCCCUUUGACUAGAGACUGGGACUUAUCAGAAUUGGGCUUUGUCUGGCGACAAUGUGAAGGUUGGGCUGGGACACCUGUCUCCUGUCGCGAUCCUGGGCAGAGCACAGACCGAGUAUCCCUGAGCUGCCUGGGUGGGGAAACGUCGCCUCAGGGCAAGGAAAAUGAGAACUUGAAGGCAGAAACUCCAACAGGACUCCACAAAUGCAUGAUUGCUAGUGCAAGACGGAUGAGCAGAGACUCCCCAGCCCCUACUAAUCCUAGUGCUCAUCAAAUCAAUCAUGACCCAGAUGAGGAGGAAGAAAGCAAGCACCCAGGGAACCACCAGAGCCCGGAGAACAGCCAGAAAUUCCUCACAGGAGCACUCAGAAGCAGAUUUCUGGAUGGCAGAAUUCCCAGCCAGACAAAUGCCCAUUGUAGCUCGGUACCAACUGGAGACCAGUCCCUAUCCUAUAUUCAUGGCCUCCCCAGGAGAAAGCUCAGAGCCUGGUCUUUGGAACAGAUGGCAAGGGGAAGCUCUGACCAACCUGAGGAUUUUGGCCAGAGGCCAAGUGGAACAACAAGAGAAGAUGCUUUUCUUCUUGCCCUGGUCAGAAGAGAGCUUCACGCACGCCCUUUGAGCUCCAGCUUACUAGAAAAGCUUCAGAAAGAGCUGAAGACCCUGGAUCCUAUCUCUUCGGGAUUUCUUCUCCAGUCUCAACUGAGCCGUCUUUUCUUAAGACACGAAGUCCCUCUACAGUUACCAACAGUCAAGGUCCUGUGCCAGAGAUUUUCUAAGAGGGACUCUCCAGAAAUGGUGAGCUAUGGGAAACUCCUCUGGUUUUUAAAAGCUGCAGCUUCAGAUGAUCCACAGCAAACCCAAAGAGAUGUGGGCAGCAACGAGGGCAAGAGUCAGGGAUAUCACGAUCAUGGCCAAAGUACUGCUCCUCAAGGUGCCAGCUCACAGUCAGAAGUGAGCAAGAGCCUGUCGGAGAUUUUGAUGGCAUUAAGGACAACUAAUGGCAAACUCAACAUAGAGAACCUCAGUCGGAAUUUUCGAAGGGAAGAUCGCUUGUUCUCUGGCUCCCUGCCCCUACCCAAGGUCCGGGCUAUCUGUGGAAAGCAUGGAUUAUAUCUGACUUUGAGUUUUUUGGAAACAUUGCUAAACCAUCAAGAUUUGGGUUACUAUGGUGAAAUAAAGUGGCAGAAUUUUGUUGAACUGUUGAGUAAAGCUUCCUCUGAUUUGCCACACGAUUUGCCUACAGGCAAGAAAGCAAAAGAAACCUCCGCCACUACAACACAGGCUGAAGUUCCUAAGGUGUCUCAAGGCCAAACAGAACAUAUGAAAAUUCCAGAAGAGGAGCUGCAACCAGAAAACCCUCCUGCUGAGAUUUCAGCCCCCAAAGGUCCCCUGAAGGCUUUGCAGUUCAGGCCAAUCUCACAGCCUUUCAUGACUCCAAUGGUAAAGAACAGGAAUGAGUCUGAAGAAUAUGAGACAUGGAUUGACAGGUUCAGGAAGCUGGAAAAUGCCCUCUACCUGUGUGACCUGAGUAAUACAGGAGUCCUGGAAAAGGAACGGGCCAGACGCCUCAUUCACAACUACAAUCUCAUUUACAACCUGUCCCUGAGCCCUCGGAAAAUCGACCAAGCCUUGCGGAGAUUCUGUGCAGGAGAAAAUAUGCUCUUGGAGCCAGCACUUCGGUACUUAAAGGAGCUAUGAUAACAAACCCAUAUUGUGAGAACAGAUGUUUCCCUUUUCUUCCUUUCUACCCAGACACGUGUUUCUCCCCAGCCCGUGUAUGGUGGCAAAGGCACUGUCAGAGUCAAGGCCGAUUCAGCAACUGGAGAUGCUUUGGACUUGGACUUCAUUUCUGGCUAUGCUGCUCCCUUCUAGGCAGCCUAGAGUGACCCGAAAAAAACAGGUUUCCUCUCCUGGGGUGGCAAGAAUCCAAUGUCUUAAAACCCCCUUUAAUUCUAACAAAGCUCCUUGUUAACAUUACAUGGUUUUGUCCCCUA